Messenger RNA from Canariomyces notabilis, 660 nucleotides. Its product is annotated as NADH-ubiquinone oxidoreductase 19.3 kDa subunit, mitochondrial. The transcript is spliced from 2 exons. Gene Ontology annotation, biological process: aerobic respiration; mitochondrial respiratory chain complex I assembly; electron transport coupled proton transport. Bases 1 to 660 code for a protein of 219 amino acids. The record is from RefSeq and is a predicted model, not a curated record. NCBI's taxonomy places the organism in Eukaryota, Fungi, Ascomycota, Sordariomycetes, Sordariales, Chaetomiaceae. Gene Ontology annotation, molecular function: NADH dehydrogenase (ubiquinone) activity; quinone binding; 4 iron, 4 sulfur cluster binding.
AUGUACCGUCAUACUCUCACCAAACGCUUGCCAGCAGCCAGACGUGCUCCUUUGCCUGUCAUCUCGACAGGUAUAAGCCAGAGAUAUCGGUAUUACUCUGGAAAAGCCCCAUCUACACGUCCCGAGAGAUCACCCCUGCCCGCCGCUGCCACGACCACCACCGCACUAUCAACGGAGAAAAAGCCGUCUGCUCUGGCAGAAUACGUACUCACAUCCCUCGACGGCCUCGUCAACUGGGCCAGGCAGGGCUCCCUGUGGCCGCUGACGUUCGGCCUGGCAUGCUGCGGAAUCGAGAUGAUGCACGUGUCGAUGCCGCGCUACGACCAGGACCGUCUGGGCAUCAUCUUCCGGGCGUCGCCGCGCCAGGCCGACGUAAUGAUCGUGGCGGGCACCGUGACCAACAAGAUGGCGCCCGCGGUCCGCCAGUGCUACGACCAGAUGCCCGAACCGCGCUGGGUCAUCUCGAUGGGCUCGUGCGCCAACGGCGGCGGCUACUACCACUACAGCUACUCGGUCGUUCGAGGCGUCGAUAGAAUCGUGCCGGUCGAUGUUUAUGUUCCCGGCUGCCCCCCGACGGCCGAGGCGCUCAUGUAUGGCGUCUUUCAGCUACAGAGGAAGAUGCGCAAGACAAAGAUUACCAGGAUGUGGUAUAGGAAAUAG